GGACGUACCAGUUCCGUCUGUGUGUUCGAGUGGACAAAAUGGCGAAGAUCGCCAAAACUCACGAAGAUAUUGAAGCACAGAUUCGAGAAAUCCAAGGGAAGAAGGCAGCUCUUGAUGAAGAUCAAGGAGUUGGCCUUGAUUCUACAGGUUAUUAUGACCAAGAAAUUUAUGGUGGUAAUGACAGCAGAUUUGCUGGCUACGUGACAUCAAUUGCUGCAACUGAACUAGAAGAUGAUGAUGAUGACUACUCCUCAUCUACUAGCCUGCUUGGUCAGAAGAAGUCAGGAUACCAACCCACAGUGGCAUUGCUUAAUGACAUACCACAGUCAACAGAACAGUAUGACCCAUUUGCUGAACACCGUCCUCCCAAGAUUGCAGACCGUGAAGAUGAAUAUAAAAAGCACAGGCGAACUAUGAUAAUUUCUCCAGAGCGUCUUGAUCCUUUUGCAGAUGGUAAUUCACUCCCACUUUUCUAUAAGUCUUGUAAAAUUUAUUUGUGUGAAGUUGUCUUUAGCCCUUUGAUUUUUUUUGGCAUGCUUCUGAAUUUAGUUUUUCUUUUUAAACAGCCCCCUAUUAUAGAUUUGUUAUAGAUUUUUAAAUCACAGAUGCCAUAUUCUUCAUGUUUAUAAUACAAGUUUUCUUUCUAGGUAGAAGGACAAGAAAAUAAUGAGCCAAUGCCAUAGAAACGCAAAGGGUUAAAGGUUUUUCUUUUCAUUUUGUUUUGGGUUACGCAUAUUAUACUUUGAACAAAUGUGUGUGUUUCUGCUCAAAAUACUUUCAAGUCUUUGAAAACUUUGAAAGUUAUCAUUUCCAAAUCAUAGAAUUUUACAGUUAUUAUUUUUGAAGUACUAUCUUCUCAGCAUAGAGCCCAUUGCUCUAAUCAUAGCUCAGUAAUGCACCUACUUUGCUUUAAGCAUUCCUAAGUUAAAACAAAAGUAUAUAUACAAAGACUUGGAUCCUUUUAAUAGUUGGAGUCUGUUUUGCUAAUUUUAGUUUGCAAGUCAGUUCGAGGGGCAUAGUGGGCCUGAUGGAAGCUUUCCUCAGGUGAGUGAGUUUCACAAUAAAAAAAAAGGUGCCUGUUUCUUAAAAUUAGACUCUGUUGCAGGUUUUACAAAUUAGAAUUUCUGCCUGCAUGAAUUAGUAGGGAUAUUUUUUUACUUGCUUAAUUGUAAUUGAUUUAAACAUGUAUGUCAGAAUUCACAGGCCCAUACUAACUGUCCUUAAUUUCUUUCCUACAGCAGUACUGCUAUAUGCCAGUCCUGUCUGCAUUCUUAAGGGUGCAGUUCAACACAUCCUGUGUAGAUUAUGGUGAAAAAGUAUUCCAAAGGAAGUCUUAUCAAAGCUAGUGUCAGAAUGACACUGCCAAUUGGGCAUGGUCUUCAGCAUAGAAAAUGUUUUGAGAAUUUCAUUUCCCCCCCAAAUUGUGGUGGUAUACUAUUUGUAUAGCACAUUUUCCCAUUUCUAAGAGUAGUGUACCUCCAUGCAUCUUGUUCUUAUUGGGCUUCUUUAAAAUAUUUUGAAGUUUAAAGAACAAAUAAUGAAAUUUCAAGAAUAGAAUUACACAUCUCAUUGUACACAACUUUUUUUGUGUGUAUCAUAGUAAUUGUAGAUGUAACAUAUUUCAAGUAAUUUGUAAUUAAGCUUUUGCAAGAGAAAAUGCAAAAAUUUUCUGCAAUGUGUCAUGGAAAUAAAAACGAAAGAAGCCCUCUUAUAACAUGGCACUUGAAUACAAACGUAGAAGUGUUUCAAUCAGAUUUGCCAAAGUAUAAGUGUAUUCUAGACUUUUAUGUGAUGCACUGAUCUAGGCUUAGUUAAUGAAAGUCAGAAUUUCAACAGCUUGCACAGGUAAUGUUUUGAAUAUAAAUAUCUAUCCAAAGUGUUACUAAUGUAAAGAGAUAAUUUUCUAGGCUGCUAUUCUGCUGCUUGAAGUCAGAACUGCUGGUGGAGACAAAGGCACGAAAGUGAGGCAAGACACCUGAUCCUAAAAUGAAUGCUAGGACGUAUAUGGAUGUUAUGCGAGAACAGCAUUUGACUAAAGAGGAGAGGGAAAUUAGGCAACAACUAGCAGAAAAAGCAAAAGCUGGAGAACUUAAAGUUGUCAAUGGUGCAUCAUCCCAGCCUCCUUCAAAACGCAAAAGGCGUUGGGAUCAGACAGCUGAUCAGACUCCUGGUGCAACUCCAAAAAAGCUCUCAAACUGGGAUCAAGCAGAGACUCCUGGGCAUACACCUUCCUUGAGGUGGGAUGAAACACCUGGUCGUGCAAAGGGUAGUGAGACACCUGGAGCAACACCUGGCUCAAAAAUAUGGGAUCCUACUCCUAGCCACACCCCAGCAGGAGCAGCUACUCCUGGACGUGGUGAUACACCUGGCCAUGCAACACCAGGCCAUGGAGGUGCAACUUCAAGUGCACGUAAAAACAGAUGGGAUGAGACCCCUAAAACUGAGAGAGAUACUCCUGGUCAUGGAAGUGGGUGGGCUGAGACUCCUCGUACAGAUCGUGGUGGAGAUUCAAUUGGUGAAACACCAACUCCUGGAGCAAGCAAAAGAAAGUCACGUUGGGAUGAAACACCAGCUAGUCAGAUGGGUGGGAGCACUCCUGUUUUGACUCCUGGUAAAACACCAAUUGGCACACCUGCUAUGAACAUGGCGACACCUACUCCAGGCCACAUAAUGAGCAUGACACCUGAACAGCUUCAGGCAUGGAGGUGGGAGAGAGAAAUUGAUGAGAGAAAUCGUCCACUUUCUGAUGAAGAGCUGGAUGCUAUGUUUCCAGAAGGAUAUAAGGUACUCCCUCCACCUGCUGGCUAUGUUCCUAUUCGUACUCCAGCUCGGAAGCUGACAGCAACUCCUACACCUUUAGGUGGCAUGACUGGAUUCCACAUGCAAACUGAAGAUAGGACUAUGAAAAGUGUUAAUGAUCAACCAUCUGGAAAUCUUCCAUUUUUAAAACCUGAUGAUAUUCAAUACUUUGAUAAACUGUUGGUGGAUGUAGAUGAAUCAACACUUAGUCCAGAAGAACAAAAAGAGAGAAAAAUAAUGAAAUUACUUUUAAAAAUCAAGAAUGGCACACCUCCAAUGAGAAAGGCUGCAUUGCGUCAAAUCACUGACAAAGCUCGUGAAUUUGGAGCUGGGCCUUUGUUUAAUCAGAUUCUUCCAUUGCUGAUGUCUCCAACACUUGAAGAUCAGGAACGUCAUUUGCUCGUAAAAGUUAUUGAUAGAAUUUUGUAUAAGCUAGAUGAUUUGGUUCGACCAUAUGUACAUAAGAUCCUUGUGGUUAUUGAACCACUAUUGAUUGAUGAAGAUUACUAUGCCAGAGUGGAAGGGAGAGAGAUAAUUUCAAAUUUGGCUAAGGCUGCUGGCUUGGCAACCAUGAUUUCCACUAUGCGACCUGAUAUUGAUAACAUGGAUGAAUAUGUCCGUAACACAACAGCUCGAGCUUUUGCUGUUGUUGCAUCUGCCUUGGGCAUUCCUUCGCUGUUGCCCUUCUUGAAAGCUGUGUGUAAGAGCAAGAAGUCCUGGCAGGCUAGGCAUACUGGUAUUAAGAUUGUACAGCAAAUUGCUAUUCUUAUGGGUUGUGCCAUCCUCCCUCAUCUCAGAAGUUUAGUUGAAAUCAUCGAGCACGGUCUUGUGGAUGAACAACAGAAAGUCCGGACCAUUAGUGCUUUGGCUAUCGCUGCUCUGGCUGAAGCAGCUACUCCUUAUGGCAUUGAAUCUUUUGAUUCUGUGUUGAAGCCUUUGUGGAAAGGUAUCCGCCAGCACAGAGGAAAGGGCUUGGCUGCCUUCUUGAAAGCUAUUGGAUACCUUAUUCCUCUCAUGGAUGCAGAAUAUGCAAACUACUAUACUAGAGAAGUGAUGUUAAUCCUUAUCAGAGAAUUCCAAUCGCCUGAUGAAGAAAUGAAAAAAAUUGUGUUGAAGGUGGUAAAGCAGUGUUGUGGAACAGAUGGUGUAGAAGCAAAUUAUAUCAAAACAGAGAUUCUUCCUCCUUUUUUCAAACAUUUUUGGCAACACAGAAUGGCGUUGGACCGAAGAAAUUACAGACAGUUAGUGGAUACCACAGUGGAGUUGGCAAACAAAGUAGGUGCAGCAGAAAUUAUUUCCCGGAUUGUGGAUGAUCUGAAAGAUGAAGCUGAGCAGUACAGGAAAAUGGUUAUGGAAACUAUUGAGAAAAUAAUGGGAAACUUGGGUGCAGCAGAUAUUGACCACAAACUUGAAGAGCAGCUUAUUGAUGGCAUCCUUUAUGCCUUUCAGGAACAGACCACAGAGGACUCAGUGAUGUUGAAUGGUUUUGGCACAGUAGUCAAUGCCCUUGGCAAAAGAGUCAAACCAUAUUUGCCUCAGAUCUGUGGUACGGUUUUGUGGCGUUUGAACAACAAAUCAGCCAAAGUCAGACAACAGGCUGCUGACCUCAUCUCUCGUACUGCUGUUGUGAUGAAAACUUGUCAAGAGGAAAAAUUGAUGGGACAUUUGGGUGUUGUCCUGUAUGAGUACUUGGGUGAAGAGUACCCUGAAGUAUUGGGAAGCAUCCUUGGAGCACUGAAGGCCAUUGUGAAUGUAAUAGGUAUGCACAAGAUGACGCCACCAAUUAAAGACUUAUUGCCAAGGCUUACACCAAUCUUAAAGAAUAGACACGAGAAAGUACAAGAAAACUGUAUUGAUCUUGUUGGACGUAUUGCUGACAGGGGAGCGGAAUAUGUCUCUGCAAGAGAAUGGAUGAGAAUUUGCUUUGAACUUUUAGAGUUGUUAAAAGCUCAUAAAAAAGCUAUUCGGAGAGCCACAGUCAACACAUUUGGUUAUAUUGCAAAAGCCAUUGGACCUCACGAUGUGUUGGCUACGCUGCUAAACAAUCUCAAAGUUCAAGAAAGACAAAACCGAGUAUGUACAACGGUGGCCAUAGCUAUCGUAGCAGAGACAUGUUCACCAUUCACAGUCUUGCCCGCGCUGAUGAAUGAGUAUCGAGUUCCUGAAUUGAACGUUCAGAAUGGUGUUUUGAAAUCACUUUCUUUCUUGUUUGAAUAUAUUGGAGAAAUGGGAAAAGACUAUAUUUAUGCUGUAACACCAUUACUUGAAGAUGCUUUGAUGGACAGAGAUCUUGUACACAGACAGACUGCCAGUGCAGUGGUGCAGCACAUGUCUCUUGGGGUUUAUGGAUUUGGUUGUGAAGAUUCUCUUAAUCAUUUGUUGAAUUAUGUAUGGCCUAAUGUAUUUGAGACAUCUCCCCAUGUUAUUCAAGCAGUUAUGGGAGCCCUGGAAGGCCUAAGAGUUGCUAUUGGACCAUGUAGAAUGUUGCAAUACUGUUUGCAGGGUUUGUUUCACCCAGCCAGAAAAGUCAGAGAUGUGUACUGGAAGAUUUACAAUUCUAUCUACAUUGGUUCACAGGAUGCACUCAUAGCACAUUAUCCAAGAAUCUACAAUGAUGAAAAAAACACCUAUAUUCGUUAUGAACUUGACUAUAUCUUAUAAUUUUAUUUGUUUGUUUUUGUGUUUAAUGCACAGCUGUUCCACACCUUAAACUUGCUUCAAUUCGGUGAUGUAAAAUUUUAAACUUUGCAGAUCAGUGUAGAACUGGUCAUAGAAGAAGAGCUAGAAAUCCAGUAGCAUGAUUUUUAAAUAACCUGUCUUUGUUUUUGAUGUUAAACAGUAAAUGCCAGUAGUGACCAAGGACACAGUGAUUACACACAGUAUACUGGAGGGAUUUCAUUUUGAAUUCAUCUUUAUGAAGAUUUAGAUUUCAUUCCUUGUGUUUAAAGGGGAUGUUUAUUUGAAAAAUAAACAUUUGUGUACAAAAUGCUAAUUUGUGUGUGGUUUUUGAACAUGGAGACUUGUAAAAUGAGGAACUUUGAUAAAAUGUUGGUUUGUGUAGAUUGAAUGGCAUAAUUUAACUUUUGUCACCUACAUUUUAUUUUAAAAAAAAAAGGCAAGAAGAGUGCACAUUCUCUUAAGUGGUGACAAAUGUCUUUGUCAAAAGUGAUAUAACCCCAUUGUUCCUUCUUAUUUCGGGGCGAGAAUGCUUUGGGAGUUAUUCUGACUUUCAAAGUAGCAUAACCAUUCAACCAUGAAGGUUCAUUCGUUGUCAUCACAGAAAGAGCACCUUUACUGAUUUGUCUUGAAUAAUAUUUUGCACUUACAUAGCGCCUUUCAUCUCUAAUGAUCUCAAAAUGCUUUAUAGACAAGCAUUGUUAAAAACAAAUGUUGAAAGUUGUAUCCAGCUUUUGAUAGUGAAUAACAGAUUUACUGCAGGAACAUCUGACUAAAUUUUUAAAAGUAUCUUUUACUGCAAAAUAUUUUUAUCUGUUGUGAGGGAGACAAUCUUCAAAUAACAGUAAUAAUAAAAGAGAAAAAUUUAAAUCUCCCAAGCAUGACACGAUCAAAUAUGUCUGUCUGAUUAUCCUUGAUUCACUAUUAUAAAUAGAUACCAGCUUAACACGUUUAGUCUGCUUCACAUUUGUUUUGUGUUAGGCACUCAGCUAGCGAAUAAAUUUUCAGAUUUCAAGCCUGGGCUGAAAUACACCAUUUGUGGAGGGACCAGCACUAAGUAAGUGCCAUUCUCUAAUAAGCAAUAUUUUAGAAAAGAUUGUUCUCUACCUCCCCCUGCAACUUCCUUGCUCUUGUGUUUUUAUGGUCCGGCAUCCCUCAUUUAAAGCUUUGGCUUUACCCACAGCUUUUUAGCCCUUAUGUUAGUAUUUAGGUAAGUAUAAGAUAGAGUGGGAGAGAAAAUGCUCGUGGCAUUGUAAGGCAAUAUCUUUCCCACUUUGUCUAAUACUGGCCAUUUAGUAUACUGGCUUUUUGGAAUUUGUUUUUGUUAGUUAUAGAUGAGAAAAGUGGCAAUAGUUUUCAGUUUACUUUUAAAGAAUUGAUACUUGGGCAGUAAAAUUUGAACUCUGUCAUGCAUGGAAUACCUUUCUGGCAGUGACCCUUUAAUAUGUUAUGUGACUCUCCUUCCCCUCCCUCCGCCAUCCCCACACUCGUUAUAUGUGUUCCAAAAUGAUCUUCACAUAAUUUCUUAUAGCAGAUUUUGAAAAUAGUAGGUAGAAAUGAUGUAAAUAUUAAAAUCAUGCUAUUAACAAUAGCUGGUGUCAAAUUAGAUUCAAAAUCAUGAGACUUGAAGAAAGAUUUCAGAGCCAAAUUGGAAUAUGCCAGGUUUUGUGUGCAAUAUGUUCUUUUCAACCUUGGCGAAAUUUGAAAGUCAAUUCAAGUAUUCCUCAUGUACCUACUAUGUGCUGAGCACCUUGCUACACAUGUGAACGUAUCUAUGCAUUUGUUGUGGCAAAAUAGAGCACAGGAGACUAUUACACCACAAGUGACUUUAUAAAUGCAGAGAAUUUGUGGGCACAGAGACAGGGGAAGUCCUAAAGGAUGCAAUCUUAAACAUCUGGACCAAACAGAGGCUCAAGAGUUCCUUAAGAGUUACUAUCGUUUUGUAUGCUUAUUGAGUAAGAAAAGCAUUUUGUGAAAGUGAAAGACGCUAUGUGAAGUUAAAUUCUCUUAUUUCCAAACUUCUUUAACACUUUGUUUUGAUGUUCCUAAAGCCAAACUUAAACAAGGCAGAAAUUAAUGUAAUGGGAAAGUGGGUGGGUUCUUUUCUGCACUUUUGUUGGUUCCUUUUGUGGGCCUUUGCCCUCUUAAUUGAUCUCUUUGGCUGUUCAAUUUUUCUUAUUGUAUUUUAAAGAUUUGUUGUACAGUACCCUGUGACCAUCAGACACCACCAGAUAAAUAAAACUUACUAUAUCUAAAGA
This is a messenger RNA of Trichosurus vulpecula (common brushtail), 7733 nucleotides long. It is a transcript of the gene SF3B1, whose product is annotated as splicing factor 3b subunit 1. The transcript is spliced from 25 exons. Lineage: Eukaryota; Metazoa; Chordata; Mammalia; Diprotodontia; Phalangeridae. The coding region runs from base 1987 to 5460 and encodes 1157 amino acids. Gene Ontology annotation, cellular component: U2-type prespliceosome; U2 snRNP; U12-type spliceosomal complex. The record is from RefSeq and is a predicted model, not a curated record. Gene Ontology annotation, biological process: spliceosomal complex assembly. Gene Ontology annotation, molecular function: mRNA binding.